GGCGGCAGGGAGAGGGGGUUGGGGGUGGGCCGGUAGGAGGGUGGACCGCGCGGCGCGGCGCGGGGGCGGGCGGAAGGCGGCGCCGCUGCAGUGCGGGACCGCUCGCCCGCCGUGCCCGCGUCCCCGCGCAGCCACCUCCGGCCUUGGGCGCCGCGCAUCCAGGACGCGCCGCGCGUCGCCAUGGCCGCGCCGGGGGCGCAGCAGCUGGACGAAGACGACGGCCUGCGGGCCUGUGAGCUCUACGUGCAGAGGCGCGGCAUCCAGCAGGUGCUCAAGGACUGCAUCGUGCAGCUUUGCUUGGCCAAGCCCGAGCGCCCCAUGCGGUUCCUGCGCGAGCACUUCGAGAGGCUGGAGAAGGAAGAAAACAGACAGAUCCUGGCUCAGCAGAAGUCGGCCUCGCAGUCGGACUUGCAGGACGAGGAUGUGUCUCCGUUGCCGCCCAAUCCCGUGGUGAAGGCCCGGCACCGGCGCGGCGGCGUGAGCGCCGAGGUGUACACGGAGGAGGAUGCGGUGUCCUACGUGCGGAAGGUCAUCCCCAAGGACUACAAGACCAUGACGGCGCUGGCCAAGGCCAUCUCCAAGAACGUGCUCUUCUCUCACCUGGACGACAAUGAGCGGAGAUCUGCACCUUCUCAGCAAGCCCUACAGUUCUCAGUGGACGAGUCUCACACUUCUCUCGGCAAACGGAUCCUGCAGUGUUCAUCCUUUCCCAUGCUCUCACCAAGAAGACCUGGUUCCCAGCGGUGUGGACUGGCUGUUGAGGCCCGGGGGGCUCCGGUGGGCAGCGGGGGCAGGCGGCAGGGCGAGGCCAGCCAGGAGGGGCUGGGAGUCCUGCCCCUGGACACAGCCCUGCGGCGGAGGGGCACGGACGACUCUGGGCUUCAGGCCGGGGCUUGCUGGUCCUCAGCCCCAGGGUACAGCCUGUCUGUCAUAGCUCGGCGUGCCCCCCCCCGGGAGCAGGAAGAGAGCUCCAGAUGGUCUUUGUUAUGUGAGCGGUGUUCUCCGACCUCUGCUGGUGCCUCUGGGACUAGUUACGGGAAGAGUUCCUUCAUGGCUAAGCACAUGGGGCUCUUUAUCUGGCGUAGGAGUGAAGUUUAAGUGAAAGUGGGCCAUGCCACCUCAGGGCUUUCUGGAGAUAGUCGCCCCAAGGCUUUUAUCCUGUGUCUGCUCGGGGCCCGUGUGCACUCGGGAGCUGCCCGCGAUGCAGGGUCAACGGGUACACUGUCUCCAGGGACCUUCUCCUCCGGUGGGGCCAGCAUGAGGCACGUGGGAUGAAGGACAAGCUGCCAACUCACGUCUGAACGAGGACUGGCAUCUAGAACACGUGAAGAUCUCUGUCAAUUCAACAACACGAAAACCAGGAGUCCAGUUAGAAACUGGACAGAGUGUUGAAGAGACGCUCGACCACAGAGGACCCUGGGAUGGAGAAUGAACCCUGGGAGGUGCCCGGCCGCUCGGGCAGCGGGGAAAUGCAGAGCAAACCCCGGGGGCUGUCACUCCACACCCUUCGGGAUGGCCAGAGUAAAACCCGCCUGUGCGGAGGUGGAGGAGCCGGGCCCUCGUCCAUUGCCACUGGGAAUGGCAGCCGUAAUGGCCUGGAAAACAUUUGAGUAGGUUCUUAGAAAACUAAACAUGUAACUGCCGUGUGACCCGGCAAUUGCACUCUUGGGCAUUUAUCCCAGAGAAAUGGAAAAUUACGUUCACGUGAAAACCCGUACAUUAACUUGUCAUAGCAGCUUUCUUUGUAAAAGCCCGAAACUGGAAAUAACCCAGGUAUCCCUCAGCGGGCGAGUGGAUAAAUAAGCUUGGGCGCCGUGCCGUGGGAUAGCGGCCGGCCAAAAAAGGGGACAAGCUGCUCACACACACAGCGGGUGGGGUGAGCCUCCAGGGAGCUUGCUGAGAGGCGAAGCUGGCCCUUGAGCUUCCAUCCCACGGGACAUCAUUUAAGUGACAUUCUCACAGUGGCAGAAUUACGGAAGUGGAGGGCCGAUUGGUGGCCCCCAGGGCUUAGGGGCUGGGUGGGGUCCUGGGGGGUCUGCAUGGCAUCACCACCGGCACCCUGGCUGGCUUCUGAGAUGCCCCCUAUGGGGAGGUGCUGACCGCCGCACGGCCGUCUCCGUGGGCAGGCCGGCCACUUGGGGUCACUGUGCUCCAGCCGUCUGCGAGGGCAGGCGUCAGCUGGGCUGAGGGCCCGCUGCAGGUGGGGCGAGGGUGCCCUGGGACAGGCCACCUGGGUUGGGCUGGCCGCAGACCCCCAGCCCCCUGGAGGAGCCCGGGCCUUGGUGAGCGUGGCGCCGCCCGCGGCUGGACGCGGCGCUCAGGGCCGGCGGGGCUGUGCCGCCUGCGGGGUGUGGUGCUGGCACGUCCACGUCUGUCUGUCGCCCCUUUCGCAGGUGAUGGGAUGAGGCCCAGCAGUUGGCCGGCCAGGCCCUCAGCUGGUCAGAGCCGCGAGGUGGACCCUCUGCCUGGCACCCAGGCCCAUCCGCCUUCCGCCUCGCUGCACUGUGCCCCAGAAGACUGAGGAUCCCAUGUCUCUGCUCUUCCCUCUGUCCACCUGCUCCCAGGGCCCCCUGUGGCCAUCACGGGGUGGGAGGAGAGGCUGUUUCUCUGAAGCUGUUCAUAGGACAGGGUCCCGGGGGGGUCCCAGCGCCCCAGGGAGCAGCCCAUAGGGUUGGGGCUCUAGGGGGCAGCUGGUCUGUGUCCGCCACUAGUCAGGUCCUCGGUGUGGUGGCCCCUCUUGGGUCCCUGUUCUCAGACGGAAUCGGGGUCCCUGGUUUGUCUGCACACAUCUGGCCCAGUGCCUCUGUGGACCGUGGCCUCUGUGGUCCGUUGCCUCUGUGGACCGUGGCCCCCAUGGACAGUGGCCUCCGUGGACCGUCACAUCCAUGGACUGCAGCCUCCAUGGACUGUGGCCUCUGUGGUCCGUUGCCUCUAUGGACCGUGGCCUCCAUGGACAGUGGCCUCUGUGGACCGUCACAUCCAUGGACUGCGGCAUCCGUGGACUGUUGCCUCUGUGGUCUAUCGCCUCCGUGGACUGUGGCCUCCGUGGACCGUGGCCUCCGUGGACAGUGGCCCCCGUGGACUGUGGCCUCUGUGGACGGUCGCCUCUGUGGUCUGUUGCCUCUGCGGACUGAAGCCUCAGUGGACCGUGGCCUCAGUGGACCGUGGCCUCCAUGGACAGUGGCCUCCGUGGACUGUCACCUCCGUGGACCGCCGCCUCUGUGGACUGCCGCCUCUGUGGACUGCGACCUCUGUGGACUGUGACCUCUGUGGCGGGCGUGAGAAUGUCAGGGAGGAGGAGGCCUUUGAAGUGGGAGGUGGAGGCCAGAGGCCAGCCGCUCUGCAUGCCCUGUGCUGGUGGCCUUGGAGGGUGGCCAGGGCAGGGGUGGGAAUGGUGGGGCUUUGAGUGGGGGGACUCUGGUGUGGCCACCUUCUGCAGAGAGGGAGAGGAGAGCCUGGGGCCUGGGAGGGGCUGGGGUGUCCUGUCCCUGCCCCAAGGUGCCUGCCUCGGGCUCCCUCUUUGUGUGCAGCCAGCCGGAGGCCACAGGGACUUGUGAACAAAGCCCACGUAGGAGGACGGGCCCCACAGUGCCCAGGCCCAGCCCGCCAUUUGGCAUCUGUCCGAUCAGGAAAGACAGCACAUUUGGGUCUCAGCGCAGCUUAGGAAGAACCACGGGCUGUGGAACCCAGCACACGAUCUCUGACCAUGAACCAUGGGGAAUACAGAACAUGGAACCCAGCACAUCUGCAGGUCCGUGGCUGUGAUGGGGUGGGGGUGUGGAGGGCCAGACCCCGGGCUGGGUCAGCGGCAUGCCUUGAGCCCUGCCCCUUAUGGACCCUCAUUACUUGUGGUCUCCCUGAGCCCACGUCUGUCCUGCUCAUCAUCCCUCCCCCAGGCCCCCGACUUGAGUCCACGUAGAUGUUUCGUCCACUGCAGUUUUUAUCCAACCGGCACCCAAACGGCCACUCUGUGGCCGCUGGACCCUCUUCAUGAAGCUCCUGUGUCCUCUGGCGUGACCGCGUCGCUUUUGUCAUUUUCCUUGCUUUCUGGUACUUCAACAGGUGGCCGGCUCGUCUCGUAUGUUUUCUUCCUCUUGGUGGGAGGCUGUGUUUAGAGACCACGUUCUGGGGGGGAGUCACUGCUUUGCUCUGUCCUUGUUGCUGGGCUUUUUCUGCAGACAGAAUCAGGACUGUUUUUAAAAUAAAAUAUUUCAUGUGUUCAUA
Messenger RNA from Cervus elaphus (red deer), 4224 nucleotides. RefSeq names its product protein kinase cAMP-dependent type I regulatory subunit beta (gene PRKAR1B). Gene Ontology annotation, biological process: regulation of protein phosphorylation. The record is from RefSeq and is a predicted model, not a curated record. Gene Ontology annotation, cellular component: cAMP-dependent protein kinase complex. NCBI's taxonomy places the organism in Eukaryota, Metazoa, Chordata, Mammalia, Artiodactyla, Cervidae. The transcript has 5 exons. The coding region runs from base 181 to 1098 and encodes 305 amino acids. Gene Ontology annotation, molecular function: cAMP-dependent protein kinase regulator activity.